Messenger RNA from Oncorhynchus mykiss (rainbow trout), 2862 nucleotides. The record is from RefSeq and is a predicted model, not a curated record. Lineage: Eukaryota; Metazoa; Chordata; Actinopteri; Salmoniformes; Salmonidae.
ACGAUUCUAGAUACCCAGCUCAACAGGCAGGCAAAGAGACCCUGAUUUCUCUGGUUGGAAAGACUGUUCCUUGGAAAAGAUUGGCAGCACUCCAAAACCCAAACAUGACUGAACAAAAUAAAGAGGUCCGGAUUGUUCUGGUUGGAAAGAUUGGUUCUGGGAAGAGCGCAACAGGAAACGCCAUCCUGGGGAGAAAAGCGUUUGAAUCCAAAAUGUCCUCUAUUUCUGUGACAUCCUCAAGUAAAAAGAAAAGAGGAAAUGUGGGAGGGCAACAUGUAGCUGUCAUCGACACACCAGGCUUGUUUGACACUAAGUUAACACAGGAGGAAGCACUGAAAGAGAUCUCACAGUGCCUGCUAUUCUCCGCUCCUGGUCCCCAUGUGUUCCUGGUUGUUCUCAAGCUGGGAGGAUUCACUGAAGAGCAGCAGGAAAUUGUGAAGAUGAUCCAGACAUUAUUUGGUGAUGAAGCAUCGAAAUACACCAUGGUUGUCUUCACACAUGGAGACCUUCUUGAUGAUGUAACAAUUGAAGACUUCCUGCAUGGAAAUCCCAAACUGGAAAGUUUCAUUACCAAAUGUAAUGGGGGAUAUCAUGUCUUCAAAAACAAAGAUCAGAAUCUCUCCCAGGUCCCUGAGCUCCUUGAGAAGAUAAACAAGAUGGUGACGAUGAAUGGAGGAAGCCACUACACCACUGAGAUGUUCCAGGAGGCUGAGAGAGUGAUUGAAGAAGAGAAGAACAGGAUCUUGAGAGAGAAUGAAGAGAAGAUACACAAAGAGAGGGAAGAACUGAAGGCAAAGUUUGAAGGAGUGUGUCUAAGAGAAGAAGUAGAGAAGCUGGGGAUAAAACAGGAAAGAAAAGCUAGAAAGAAUGCUGAGAAAUUUAGCAAAAUGGGAACAGGUGCUACAAUCGGAGCAGCUUUGGGAACAUUUGGAGGCCCAGUUGGUAUGUCAGUUGGUGCAGCAGUGGGAGCUGCAGUGGGAGCUGCAGUGGGAGCUGGAGCAUGCAGUACUCAAUGAGAGUCCGUAGAUAACAGUGCUGUACCUUCUACAAGUUGUUUGACUUCAUUACUUGAUAUUGAAAGCUUCCUCUAUAUACACAGAGCAAACACAACAUAUGUUAUUGUAGCCUACAUUAAAAAUUAUACUCAGGGGGUUGAUGAACACAUAUUUAGCUGUUUUUGUUAUAAUGUUUUACUGAUCACAAGAAAAGGUUGUUGUAUUGAGGUAGAUUUUAUUAGGAGUAACAGACACCUGCAAAAGAUGGGAGGCACUCACUAAUAAAGUAUUACUUAUAUGUAUUAUUAACACUCACUAAUAAAGUAUUACUUAGAUGUAUUGUUAACACUCACUAAUGAAGUAUUACUUAUAUGUAUUAUUAACACUCACUAAUGAAGUAUUACUUAGAUGUAUUAUUAACACUCACUAAUGAAGUAUUACCUAGAUGUAUUAUUAACACUCACUAAUGAAGUAUUACUUAGAUGUAUUAUUAACACUCUAAUGAAGUAUUACUUAGAUGUAUUAUUAACACUCUAAUGAAGUAUUACUUAGAUGUAUUAUUAACACUCACUAAUGAAGUAUUACUUAGAUGUAUUAUUAACACUCACUAAUAAAGUAUUACUUAGAUGUAUUAUUAACACUCACUAAUACAGUAUUACUUAGAUGUAUUAUUAACACUCACUAAUACAGUAUUACUUAGAUGUAUUAUUAACACUCACUAAUGAAGUAUUACUUAGAUGUAUUAUUAACACUCUCUAAUGAAGUAUUACUUAGAUGUAUUAUUAACACUCACUAAUACAGUAUUACUUAGAUGUAUUAUUAACACUCACUAAUAAAGUAUUACUUAGAUGUAUUAUUAACACUCUCUAAUGAAGUAUUACUUAGAUGUAUUAUUAACACUCUCUAAUGAAGUAUUACUUAGAUGUAUUAUUAACACUCACUAAUACAGUAUUACUUAGAUGUAUUAUUAACACUCACUAAUAAAGUAUUACUUAGAUGUAUUAUUAACACUCAAAUGGACACAUUUCAGCCAUCAAGCAUUUGUCAAGCAAAUUUCCCUAAGGGACAUAAUGUAAUUAAUUACUUCAUCCAUGUGAUAAUUCUGUAUUGUGUUGUUCUUAUGACCUCACAGAACUAUGGUUCUCAUAAUUGAAAGAAAGCCUUUUUAUCUACUAUGCUCCACAGUCAAUGUAUUCCCUCAUGUUGCAUAAACCUAGAAACUUGAUGCAUUACUGACACUUUGAAGUCAACACAACACUGUCUAGAGGGCAGGGAGUUCAAAUGCAAAGUCUCAUUUUCUAUCAAAUCAUGUCACUUAGGCUGCCAAAUCACACUCAAAGAGAUGGUAGCAUAACAGGAAGGUGUCACGACUUCCGCUGAAGUCGGCUCCUCUCCUUGUUUGCACACGUUUGUUUAUUUUGUAUUACAGUGUCUGGUGUUGAACAUUUAUCGCAAAUUUAUCGCACAUUUACACUUUUGCCUUGUGGGCUGGAGGUUUUCAAGAAGCUGCUUUCUUCUGUUAUUUUCUCUACUGCCAUAAUAAAGUGUGUGCUUGUUCAAUACUACCUGCUCUCCUGCACCGACUUCUCCACCAGCAGUGGAGAGCCUUGACAGAAGGAUAGACCUAAAGGGGAAGUAACAUUUCUGCAGAAGAGGUGGGGAUGUGGUGUAUAACUGGUCUUCUUCAAAUCUCUGUGCUUUGAGUAUAAGUUUUUUCACCACCCCUAACAGUAGCAAUUGUGUUGGUGACAGAGGCAGGAAGUUGAAAUGUAAAAUCAUAUGACUUAAGCUGCACUUAACUCGUUUUUCAAACACUCCACAAAUUUCUUGUUAACAAUCUAUAGUUUUGCAUGGCACAAUAAAUUUU